AUGGGAAUGUCUCGGUGCUAUUCGCUAAUGAAAUGUUUGCUGAUACUGUUCAAUAUUAUAUUUUUGCAUGUGUAUGCUGUAAUUGAGAGAAACAUCGUGUGGUUGCAGUGCGUGGGCAGUAGCGCGUGCGGGUUCGCAGCAUGGGCGCUGUGGGACGGGCGCGGCAACGAGAGCUCGGCCGCGCGCGCCGGCCUGCUGGCCGUGGCCGCGUGGGGCGCGGCGCUGGCGCUGGGCGCGCUGGCCGCGCUGUGCGGGGCGGUGCGCAGCUCGGCGCCGCUGCUGGCGGCCGCGUUCUCGCUGCUGGCGCUGACGGCCGUGGCCGAGGCGGCCGCGGCCUGGUGGGGCGCCGCGCACCGCCCCGAGCUGCGCCGCGCGCUGCACGACGCGCUCGACCACACGGUGCGCCACGAGUACGGCGUGCUGCCCUCGCGCACUCAACUGCUUGACGUCAUACAACAGGGGCUGGAGUGUUGCGGCGCGGCGGGCCCGCGCGACUGGCAGCACUCGGCGUGGGCGCGGGCUGCGGCCGGCGCGCCGCCCGCCGCCGCCGCCGAGGCCGCGCUGGACCUGUCGGUGGCCGCGCCCGCCCUCUACUACUGGGUGCCGCCCUCCUGCUGCGUGCCCUCUCUCGAUGCCGAGGCGUGCGAGGCGGCGCGGCGCGUGGCGGGCGCCAGCGCGGGCGGCGCCGGGCUGCAGGGCGCCGCCUGCGGGCCGCGCCUGCUGGCGGCGCUGGCCCGGCUGGCGCGCGCGCCGCUGGCGCUGGGCGCGGCGCUGCUGGCGCUGCACGCCGCCGCGCUGCCGCUGGCCGCCGCGCUGUGGCUGCGGGCCCACCCGCGCCCCGCGUACAAGGCCUAGGCCGGCCUACAGCCGCCGCCGCCGCCGCCAUGGAGCUUAACCAAAUGUGUGUAGCGUGUAAGUGUGUGUUGUACUGCGCCGUGGCUAGUCGCUCCUGCCGAGCUCGCUCGCUCCAUGUAAAUACAACUAAUUCCUCAGAUACUUAUAUGCAAUAACACUGAAAAUAUUAACUUAACACAACAACAGCGAGAUAAUCAAAGUACAACAACGAAAUAUUGGAAAUGUAUGACAAAACAUUACAUAAUGAAGUACCCCGCGACCAUGGCUCCGCCGGUCGACUAACCACAGCGCUGUUUGAUAUGAUAUAUUGAUAUUUAUGUACAAGUAGCCGUGUGUCCGUGUGUCCGUCUGUCCGCACUGCGUGACAGUUGUCGCAAUACUCAGAUGUAUAAUGCCAUGAUCUCUAUCACUGCCAAUAUUGACACAACACUAUAAGACUUUUAAGUUGAGACUGAUUUUAUUUUCUUUACAUUUUUAUUAGAAGUUAAGUUGAAACCCAGUACAAAUAUUUAAUUUCCCACGAGAACCCUAUGAUAGUACUAAUAAUGAAUGUAUAUCUAACAUUAGCUAUUUAUUGUUUUGACUGAUGUUUAGUUAAGUAUGUAGUGCACGUAUCGCGCCGGGACUCGCUCUCAGCUAAACUAAUUCUGAACUUGUCGGUUUUAUAUUCGGUUUGUUCGCACAAACUUUAAUAUUACAAUAAGAUAAACAAAUGUUCAGCCUAUAGAAUUGUAUAAGUUUCAUAUUGUACGAGUGACUGCCUUCAAUACUUUGUAUCUGCAAGAGGAUCAGUUGAGGAUCUCCGAGGACUGCAAGCCUCUCCCGUCUAAGGAUCACACCGGAGAACCUUGUCAUAUUGACGGAAACUAGUUUUAUGCAAUACAAACGUAAUCUGACUAGCAUCGUCGUUUAGUUCAGUGGUACUACGCUUUGCAAUACAAAACGUACUACACAGAGGUAUAGUUAACCCCGGGAAGCGCACAACAUGCACCAUGUAGCCGCUCUUAAUGUUUUUAUGGAUUCAUCCACUUCCAGUACAAUACGCUGCUGCGUAUAAUUUUAAUGUAAAGUAAUGUCUUCACUCACACCCACACCAUGACAUAUAUACAUGUGUAUACUAUUGUGGAAGAUAUAAUGUAUGUAGCUACUCAGCAAUUAUGUAAUAAUUAAUUAGUUGUUAAUUAAUUAACAUACGUUCAAUACGGGUCUGGUAGUACCACUAGAUCAAAAGAUGAGCGGGUCAUGUCAGAAUGUACAAAUAUGUAAUUGAAUAAAGUGAAGUGCCUGUCCGUCGGUCGCUAUUCUUUAUAACAUUAUUUUAUAUUAAUUGUAGUUGUGUAUGUGCUUGGUAGCUGAUGUAUGUCCGUGGGCUGCGGUACAUCCCGACUUAGAAUGCCACUGCCUCCACUGGGAGAGUCUGCAAUACUGCAUCUAUCAAUAUAAACGCCUAAGUCGGUGGUAGAGCAGCCCGCCACCUGGUGCCAUUUAGAGUAAACUUUAGAGAGUAACUUAACCUGGAUGUACACUAACACUAGUAAUGUAACAAUAAACGUGUCAUUGAGUAGUUGCUGCUUGUUAUUUACU
Spodoptera exigua (beet armyworm) is the source of this 2439-nucleotide messenger RNA. Lineage: Eukaryota; Metazoa; Arthropoda; Insecta; Lepidoptera; Noctuidae. The record is from the annotation of a GenBank genome assembly.